Molecule: messenger RNA, 3205 nt
Organism: Misgurnus anguillicaudatus (oriental weatherfish)
Lineage: Eukaryota; Metazoa; Chordata; Actinopteri; Cypriniformes; Cobitidae
Source: RefSeq, a predicted model, not a curated record
UAUAAGAUAUAGCUACAUCAAAACAUAGAUUUAAAUUUAGAACACUGUCUUGCAAUACAUGUUAUAACAAACACUAUUUAUUUUGUAUUAUAGAAACGGCAAAGUUUCAUGUGGAGUCCGCGCAUGGCAACUGGCGACACUUGCGCGGUUUCUAUGGAGGAUGCUGUGAGCUGAGAUGCUCAAGGAAGUCGGGAAAACCCAACCAUCAUCCACCGGUGCCACACAUUUCAUAUAUUUAUAUAUCUGCGAAAUAAACAUAUUUACUGCCAUAUUCAUCAGACCGCGGUAAUGGAUGAAAGGUAAGAUGCGCAUGUCGUUAUAUAAUAAAACUGCAUGGAUGUAAAACAAAUAUAUGCGAAUGGCCGUUUAAUAUGUACAUAUACAGCACCAGUUGUGCAUACCCUAAUCUACAACUUAUAAUAAAGGUUUGUUUAAAUGUUAUUGAAACACUUCCUGAUCACAUAGCAGCACAGACCGCGUUGAAGGCCCACAUGCAAAUUUCGGCUAAAACUAAAUUGUAAAAAAUAUAUUUACAAACAUUAAAAGCUAGAUUAUUGUGCCGCUGACUUAUGCAAUGAUCAUUUCUCUGCACGUGGUCAAAUUUCAUACAACAUAAAGCUACAAACACCCUUUAAUUUGUACCUGCCUGUUAUACCAUGCCACCCAAGUACAUUUCAAUUCUUUUGAAUUAUUAACAUCUCGGUUAUCAGUCAGUAUAUACCUGUAACUCAAACUCAUUCAGAGCCAAACCGCUGCACGUCUACUGCACUGACGUCACUACGCUGACUUGCAGCCAGGGGGCGCCACCGGAACUUAAUUCUUUUUACUGUAACCUAAAGCAGGUUGAAUAUCAAACUCUGCCACCGUGGUGUGUGUUUUCACCUCACACGAUGAAGAAACUCGAGACAUAGUAAACGUGAACUUUUAGUAUGUCAAUUUAAAGGAUAAGUCCAACCGGUUUGAAUUUUUUAGUUUGUUUAACCAAAAGACAUGUCUAUACAAAAUGGCUGCCAAUCAGACCCCCCAUCAACCCCCAUUAAAGUCAUGCAUGACAAUGGGUACAUGGGUUUCUCAUUGGUUUGUUUUAAAUACAACUAGAAGUGAUUUAAUUACUUUUAACAAAUCUCAAUUUAAAGACUUUAAUUGAACUAAAGUUAAACUUAAUGUUAUUGUCUUAUUAGGCUAUAUUUAAUCAUGUAGCAUAUUUAUGUUUAUAAUUUCUGUCGAAUUCUCCAAUGAUUUGUUGACACUAACAUUUCAAACUCGUGAAAUUUUUAUUUCUCUUUUGUUUAAUUUUGUUUAAAACAGAAAUCUAUCGGAUUUGACUGGAUAUUUUUGCGCCAAGGAACUUUUCAAAGACUAUCUGGAGUUUCCUCAGAAAUUUCCUUUACACCCCAGUCUGGAUCUGAAACAUCAAGAUCUCAAGACAGCAUAUAAAAGGGUCAGACACAGAGCACGCGCAGCAUGGCCGUGCACUCCAUCGCAGGAGGGCCGCGCAGAGGUAGAACCCCGCCGCAGAUUCUGGCUGGUUCCGGUUACUGCAAGUGGUUUAACGUCCGCAUGGGUUUCGGAUUUAUAUCGAUGACCAGCAGCGAGGGAAAACCAGUCGACCCACCGCUGGACGUGUUCGUGCACCAAAGUAAGUUGGUGAUGGAGGGCUUCAGGAGCUUACGGGAAGGCGAGCAGGUGGAAUUUACCUUCAAGAGGUCGAGUAAAGGUCUGGAGUCACUCAGGGUUACGGGGCCCGGUGGGGGCCCCUGCUCCGGCAGUGACCGACGCCCUAAAGGGAAGGCCCCGCCCCCCAAACGCAAACCAAAGGGAGACCGGUGUUAUAACUGUGGUGGUCUGGACCAUCAUGCUAAAGAGUGUGGCCUUCCCCCCCAGCCAAAGAGAUGUCAUCGCUGUCAAAGUGUCACACAUAUGGUGGCCCAGUGUCCCCACAAGAGGGCGCUGUCUCCCUCCACGUCUCAGGACCCCCAUCACCCCACCACCUCAGCUCAGUCACAGGAAGAGGAGAGUCGGUCGGGCUCGUCGCCGCAGGAAGGCACCUCGUCCUCUCCGGAGGAAGCGACUCAGCGCGGCUCUCGCUCUCAGCGCUGGAGGAAGAGUCGGGACUGAGAGGAAUCUCUCGGCUGAGACCUCCCGUCUGACGGGUUCCCUUCGGCUUUUCACCUCAUCUCGACGGAGCCCGGAGCCAAAAUCUUCUACCUCACAUGCCCGGGUCACCGGGGAGAUCCUCCCUCCCGUGCAGCUAUGGUAUCGGUCGAUGGGGAUUACACAUCCGUGUGUGUUUUUAUGAGCAAUCACAGCAAUCUCUACGAUGUGGGUGUGUGUUGUAAAGCGAGUGUGUGUGUAAAUGUGUGAUGCAACGGUAAAUAGAUGAUCAAACUUAAAUAUCUAGCAUUGAAGAAAACGGUGAAUCAGGAUUUUUUUAUUCAGUACGUCUGACAUCAGCACUUGAGGCUCAAACACAAUUACAAAAAAAGUUUGGGUUUCUUCAUAAAUCACUUUUUUUUGUCUGGGUCAUCACUUAUAAAAAUGGCCCUGAUGACAAAACUUACUUUCUUUAGUUUGCUUAACCAAACAAAAACUAGUUUAUGGACCCUGAUCACCGACCUGAAGUUAUUGUGCAUUUGUGCAGGUUGUUUUAAUGUGUGGCAAAUCUAAUCAGAUUCAGCACCUGGUCUUAAUUUUACUAUGAAUUUGAGACUUAACCAGUGUUAGAUAUGACUGACGACAAAAUAACUUUUUUCAGAAAGAACAAAGUAACUUACUUAUAAUUAUUGGCAUUAUUUAGCUGCAGUCUUAAGAUGUUUUUAAGCUCAUGGUAAUGAUCCAAGGCAUUAAUAUAUGAUGAAUUAUAAAUAGCGAUUCAUACAGAGCAUGUAGGUAGAUGAAGUCGAUGCUGUAUGUUGACAUUUUGAUUUGUCCCCCCCCCCCCUCUUCAUGCAUUAAGGAUCUUCACUUUAUAAAUCUGCUCGUUUAUUUACGUGAAAAUCUGAGCGUGCAAAAAUCAAAAUAUUGAGAAAAUUGUCUUUAAAAGUUGUCUAAAUUAAGUCCUUAGCAACACAUAUUACUAAUGAAAAAUAUACUGUUUCUGAGACAUUGUGUGACACAUUUGAAUGUUUUCAGAUAUUCAGGUCAUGGACAAUUGUUUGGAUCGUAUGGGCCAUUUACACAACCAUAAACAGUGAAGUUUUUUGCG